AGCAGUCUAUAGUUCCAAACCAGAUAAUUAUGAUGAAGAAGCUCUUCAAGCUUGGAAGUAUAUCAAAAGUUCUUUUAAAGAUAUUAGAACAUUGGUCUUGAAUACUUUGUUAUUUACAAAUGAUAUUCAUUAA
This is a messenger RNA of Cetraspora pellucida, 133 nucleotides long. The record is from the annotation of a GenBank genome assembly. Lineage: Eukaryota; Fungi; Glomeromycota; Glomeromycetes; Diversisporales; Gigasporaceae.